Messenger RNA from Vicia villosa (hairy vetch), 1697 nucleotides. Its product is annotated as pheophytinase, chloroplastic-like. NCBI's taxonomy places the organism in Eukaryota, Viridiplantae, Streptophyta, Magnoliopsida, Fabales, Fabaceae. Gene Ontology annotation, cellular component: chloroplast. The transcript has 5 exons. Gene Ontology annotation, molecular function: chlorophyllase activity. Gene Ontology annotation, biological process: chlorophyll metabolic process. The record is from RefSeq and is a predicted model, not a curated record. Bases 100 to 1317 code for a protein of 405 amino acids.
GAAAGUUGUCUAUUUGAGUCUUUAAGCCCUUUUUAAAAUCCUAUUGCAAGAAAAACAAAACAGUGAAGUCAAGCCAGAUCAGAGACAUCAUAGCCAGAAAUGGAAGUAACAAGUGCUGUCCAUUCAAUUGGGUCUCUCAAUUUGCAAACGCGCUCUUCACAACUUGAAAAACUCAACAACAAUGGAGCCUUCUUCCUAUCCACAAGAACCACAAAACAAAAGAAUUCUCUUCUUCAGGGUUAUCUUCAUCCAAUAAACCACAUAAUCACCAAAAGCAACGUUGGUUAUGGUAUUAAUCAUGCUAGUAACAGUAAAAGCCUCAUCAUUAAAUCAACUUCUUCUCCUACUUCAACAGAAACUUCUGAAUCCUUAUCUGAAGUUGAAAAGAUAAAGCAGAAAUGCCUUAAGUGGAAGUGGAAGGGUCAGUAUUCCAUAAACUAUUAUGUUUCUUCUGAUUCAGAUUCUCCUCAGCCCAAUCUCCCUCCUUUGUUACUUGUCCAUGGCUUUGGUGCUUCCAUUCCUCACUGGCGCAGAAAUAUAAAGACAUUGUCUCAGAAUUAUACUGUUUAUGCUAUUGAUCUUCUUGGUUUUGGAGCAUCAGAUAAGCCACCAGGCUUUUCAUAUACCAUGGAAACAUGGGCUGAGUUGAUCCUGGAUUUCUUGGAUGAAGUUGUUAAGAAGCCAACAGUACUAAUAGGAAACUCCGUUGGAAGUCUUGCUUGUCUCAUUGCUGCUGCUUCAGGCAUGAUCCAACAAGAUUCAAGUGAAACUCUUGUUAAAGGAAUAGUGCUGCUAAAUUGUUCUGGUGGCAUGAACAACAAAGCAAUUGUUGAUGACUGGAGGAUCAAGUUACUACUACCAUUGCUUUGGCUAAUUGAUUUUUUAUUGAACCAAAAGGGAAUCGCCUCAGCAAUUUUCGAGCGUGUCAAACAAAGAGAGAAUUUGAAGAACAUCUUGAGUUCAGUAUAUAGUAAUAAGGAGUCUGUGGAUGAUGAACUUGUGGAGAUCAUUAGGGAACCGGCAAAUGAUGAAGGGGCAUUAGACGCGUUUGUAUCGAUUGUAACAGGGCCGCCAGGGCCUACUCCGGUGCAGUUGGUGCCAAAAGUUUCGUCGCCUAUUUUACUUUUAUGGGGAGAUGAAGAUCCGUUUACUCCAAUUGAUGGACCUGUUGGAAAGUACUUCUCAUCAUUGCCUUCUCAGCAAGAAAAUGUUAAACUGUUCUUACUUGAAGGGGUUGGACAUUGUCCUCAUGAUGACAAACCUGAAUUAGUUCAUGAAAAAUUGCUUCCCUGGCUGGCUACUCUUUCAAGUUCAUAGGAAAGACAGAAGCCAGUUGUUGAAACCUUUUGUUUAAUGACUCAAACCUCAAAAACUGUCGCAUAUAUUUCAUAUGUAUAGGUUAUGUAUCUAUGUUGUUUAUAGAUUGUUUGUAUUCAUUUAAACCUCAAAAGUUGUUUGUAUUCUUGGAAAAGCAUGGUGAGUAUAACUUUACAUUAAACAUUUUAUAUAAAAUUCCAAGUAUACAGUAUAAAAGAGAAUAUCUCAAUCCACCCCUCGAAUCUCUUUAGCCAUCUGGCGAAAUUUUGUUUAUGCCUCCUACUUCCGUAGAUGUACCUUCGAAAACACUUUUUUUCUUCUUUAAAAUUUAGCUUUUUCCGAAGGAUGUACCAACGGAACAUUUUGUUAUAAUUCGGUUC